Haemonchus placei is the source of this 333-nucleotide messenger RNA. Lineage: Eukaryota; Metazoa; Nematoda; Chromadorea; Rhabditida; Trichostrongylidae. The record is from the annotation of a GenBank genome assembly.
AUGCCUCCAGGCGACCUCUAUGAGAGCUGCUAAGGCUGCUGGGCUUAUGAGGUAGGUGGGACCAUUACAGUAAUCGGGUAGGUAUCGCUCAUGAUACGAUGAUUCAGGAAUGUACCACAAGCUAUCAACGUCUCGAAUAGGUUGGACCUUUUUGUGAAUAUGGCACAGCAUAUAUUUCUCGUGAGGUUGCUUAAGAAGGGGAAUCACCUUGUCAAGGUGAAGCACGACGUCAGAAUCGACUUUAAGCACAAACUUUUCUGGGUAGUUGGCAACAAUCCAACGAUAUGCAGCAAAUAUCUAAAUAGGGGACCAUCAGUAGAUCUAUGUAUAUAG